Cucurbita pepo subsp. pepo (vegetable marrow) is the source of this 2363-nucleotide messenger RNA. Lineage: Eukaryota; Viridiplantae; Streptophyta; Magnoliopsida; Cucurbitales; Cucurbitaceae. The record is from RefSeq and is a predicted model, not a curated record.
UUUCUUCAUUCUUUGUUUCUUUUCCCCGUUAAUUCUCACAAUUUGACGUCGAUUUGGGGCUCUGGGGCCUCUCCUUUUUAUUCUUUAUUUUUUUUCUCUAUCUAUCUCCUGUUUGUGCGAGUCUGGUAGGAUGAUUAGUUGGCAUGCUUAUAUGAUUUAGAAGGUUGGGCCAUUGAAUUGUCAUCAAUUAGCUAUGGGUGUUGGGAACUCUUGAGCUUUAAUGUUUAUUGCCUAAUAAUACAUGAGAGUGUUUUAGAAUGAGAAAAAUACGCUUAAAACUUUUUUACCUGGUGGGAGAGAGAUUGGAAAUUGAGGAAAGGACAAGAGGACCAAAUUAGUUCAACCACCAAAGAAGGCUAAAAUGGAUCAGUGUGAAUCAAAAAGGAAGGAUGACUUUAAAUACAUAAGAAGUGUAUUCCAUCUAAGGGUAUUGACAAAAAAUUCAAGUGUUUAUGUCGCUCUAAAUCUGCCAAAAAGCUGCUAGAAACAGUUGAACCACAAUGUUUGCUUCGUUCUCAAUUUUUGUCCCAUGUCUAGUUUAGAUAUAAUGUCAACAAUAUUAGGAGAAAGAGAGUAACAGCUGAAUGAAUGUAUUAGGGACGGUUUCUAAAUUGUUUGCUAAGAAAAAACCACUUUAAUUGGCUUUUUUAAAUUGACUUAACGUUGGAGGAGGCCUUUGAGAUGGUUGAUCGCAAUUUAUUGGAUAUGGUCUUGGAGAAAAAGGGCUUUGGCCAGAAGGAAGCAAGUGAAUGUCAGGAUUGAAUUGUAAUGACACUACCACUUUUUUUAUUUUCUCAAUGGAAAACCUCAUAGUAGAAUUGAAGCUUCAAGAGGACAAGUUUUUACCCUACCUUGGUCUCCCGAUUCUCCCCACAAGAUCCCUUAAUACUGCCGUGAAAAUCAAAUAUAGAGACAGCUGACUGUCAAGGAUUGAAGAUCCAAUGGCCUGGAACCUUGUCUAUUGUUCUCCUGGAUGAGGAGGUCCUAAACUUUUUACAUAUUUCCACAUGUGAAACUCCAAAUUAAACACAUUUAAAAAGUUGCAGGCAAGAUUUGUAUUCCCUUUCGGUAUUAGCAGUUGAGUUAGAAAUUGAAGCAUCUGGCUUUGUUUUUUCUUGUAUAUAUCUUCUGUGUUCUGAAAAUAGUGAACCUUCCCCACGUUUUAUGUAUAUGGGAAACUUGAAAUUGCAGAUCUAUAUUUUUAUAGCCAAGAAAGAAGUAGAUGCGCAUAGGAGCCAUGUCCUCAUUUUUAGCGUAGAGAAAUAUUUUUCUUAGAUAUUCGAAACAUUGAUUUUUUUAUCCCUUAGGAUGGGGUAUUGACAAGGUUUCCGUUUUUGUGAAUUUCAUGUUUCUGUUUGGACUGAAGUCCAUAUGCUGAUGGUGGUGAUGGUCGAGAAAUGGGUGCAAAGCGUCAAAGGAUAGUUGAUCAAGGAUCUUCUUAUUAUGGGACCCCUCCGGGUUCUGGGUUUAUGUAUAAUACAAGUCCCUAUGCAUGUGUUAGUCAGCCCCCACCAUUUCCUGUUGUCAGACUACGGGGUCUUCCUUUUGAUUGCAUGGAAACUGAUGUCGUCGAGUUCUUUCAUGGUCUGGACGUAGUUGACAUUCUUUUUGUCCACAAGAAUGGAAAAUUCACAGGGGAAGGCUUUUGUGUUUUGGGUUAUCCUCUGCAGGUUGAUUUUGCCCUUCAAAGGAACAGGCAAAACAUGGGGCGGAGAUACGUCGAGGUAUUCAGGAGUAAUCGACAAGAAUACUACAAGGCCGUAGCAAAUGAAGUUUUUGAUGCAUCGGGUGGGUCACCAAGAAGAACUGCACCCAGGUCAAAGUUAACCGAUGAGGUGAAAGACUCCGCCGAACACACCGGUGUAUUACGCUUGAGGGGUUUGCCAUAUUCCGCAGGCAAGGAUGACAUACUGGACUUCUUCAAAGAUUUUAUCUUAUCAGAAGACUCCAUUCAUUUAACACUGAAUUCAGAGGGGAGACCAAGUGGGGAAGCAUUUGUGGAAUUCUCAAAUGAGCAAGACUCGAAGGCAGCCAUGUCCAAGGAUAGAAUGACCUUAGGUAGCCGUUACAUAGAGUUGUUCCCAUCAUCUCAUGAAGAAUUGGACGAAGCACUCUCUAGAGGACGGUGACACCACCUAUACUUUAUUCACUGUUUUUCUUCAAUUACUAUGUUGUUUUACUUUAGAAACUGUGAGAUUUAUGGAGUUAGAAGUGAAUAGGAGCCAAGUCUGUUUUUUGUACUCUCCAGAACCAUUGUUUGGCAGACGAGCAGCAGGUCGUAUCCCUCGCCUGCUUGAAUUUGUGAAAAGAAUUGGUUUAGUAGUAUAUGGAUUGACCAUUUCUCUGGGCAGAGAUGCUUAAAA